Molecule: messenger RNA, 936 nt
Organism: Tyto alba (common barn owl)
Lineage: Eukaryota; Metazoa; Chordata; Aves; Strigiformes; Tytonidae
Gene: CRYBA1
Product: crystallin beta A1
Biological process (GO): lens development in camera-type eye; visual perception
Molecular function (GO): structural constituent of eye lens
Source: RefSeq, a predicted model, not a curated record
AUGGGCGAAGCAGCAGUACCGCCUGAGCUAGACACCGUUCCAGCAGCAAAGAUGGCUCAGACAAACCCUCUGCCUGUCCCCAUGGGCCCAUGGAAGAGCAUUCGGAGCAGAGGCCGGGAGAACCGCCAGCCACAGCCCUGCCACCAGCCCGUCCCAGAACGGCUCCGCUCCUCUCUCCGGACGGCAGAGCUGCCCCGGGAACUGAUCUCUGCAGGGAUCACCGUGUACGACCAAGAAAACUUCCAGGGCAAGAGGAUGGAAUUCACUUCUGCCUGUCCAAACAUCAUGGAGUGCGGCUUCGACAACAUCCGCUCCCUGAAGGUGGAGUGCGGCGCCUGGGUCGGUUACGAGCACACCGGCUUCUGCGGGCAGCAGUUCAUCCUGGAGAGGGGAGAGUACCCACGCUGGGACGCCUGGAGCGGCAGCAACGCCUACCACAUCGAGCGCCUGAUGUCCUUCCGCCCCGUCUGCUCCGCUAAUCACAAGGAAUCCAAGAUCACCGUUUUCGAGAAAGACAACUUCAUCGGCCGCCAGUGGGAGAUAGGCGAUGACUACCCCUCGCUGCAGGCCAUGGGCUGGGCCAACAACGAAGUGGGCUCCAUGAAGAUCCAGUGCGGCGCCUGGGUUUGCUACCAGUAUCCCGGGUACCGCGGCUACCAGUACGUCCUGGAGUCCGACCACCAUGGAGGAGACUACAAGCACUGGAGAGAGUGGGGUUCACACGCCCAGACCUCCCAGAUCCAAUCCAUCAGGCGUGUCCAGCAGUAGCUCCCCACUUCCCAGUACAUCUCUGCAAGGUUUCUAAAGCUGACCGGCUCCCUUUUGGUGCUAAUACUCCCCUCCCGAAAUAACCACCCCUUCUUGUACUGCACCCGCUUACGGAACGACACUCCCAAAUGGUACCAACUGCACAACUGCCAAUAAAUGUGACUGAAA